UUCCGAUCAAGGAGGAAUCGCUUCCAAAGAUACGUAAUCAUGAGGCUGAUUACUUUCCUGGGAAUAGUUUUGCUCACGGUUGCCUUCGUUGAACCGGGGGUCAUUGACCGGGAAAUUUACGAUGAUGAUACCUCGACCAUCGUACCGAAUACCGAUCGCUUUUACCAGGAGGAUGAGGAUGGAAAUUUGAGGGAGGUAACCGACGACGAAGACGACGACGAGUCCCUUACGCAAACGAAAAGUAUACUACCGGAACGGGUGUUCUUCCAUUUGUACACCAAGGCGAACCGGGAGUCAUCGCAGGAGAUUUAUAUCGGAGAUGACGAUACUCUCGCUAACAGUAACUGGGACUCGAAGAGGCCAACUCGCAUCAUAACUCACGGAUGGAUAAAUUCUUACAAAAGUAUCAUAUGUACCAAGAUUCGUGACGCCUACCAGGCCGAGGGUGACUACAACCUCAUUCUUGUCGACUGGUCGACGAUUACCUACAGGCUUUACGGAUUUGCGAGAAGACGUGUCUGCAUGGUGGGUGAAUACAUUGCAGAGAUGAUAGACUACCUCGAGACAAAAGGAAUGAACGUUACGGAGCUAAUCGUGAUCGGACAUUCGCUUGGAGGCCACGUUGCUGGUCUUGCCGCUCGCCACGCGACGAAAACAGUCGGCUAUGUUAUCGCUCUCGAUCCGGCUCUUCCAUUCUUCUGGUUCUCCGGCCCGGAGAAUCGACUUAGUCGUAAUGACGCGGCCUAUGUUCAGGUUAUCCACACCAGCGCUGGUUUGCUGGGCUUCAAGGAGGCAAUUGGCGACAUCGACUUUUAUCCGAACGGUGGAUCCAGUCAGAACGGAUGCAUCCUUGACGCCGUAAAAAUAUGCGCGCAUGCUCGGUCCUGGAUGUACUUUGCCGAGUCCAUAGUCAGCAAGGUCGGGUUCCACGGAAGGCUCUGCGAGAGCUGGAAGAUGUUCAAAAAGGGACGAUGCACCUCGACCACCACGACCUACAUGGGUGGCAGUACUCCAACCACAGAAACCAAAUCAGGAUCGUACUACCUCGAGACCGGAAGCUCAUCGACUUACGCUCUGGGCGUGAUAUAGACUGCCAAACACUGAGUAACCACAUGACUGGACUUAGUGUUAUCGUUAUUGUUCUUUGCCUAUUGAAAUGAACGCAAAUGUACACACACGCAGGGAAAGAAAUAAAUUAUUUGUA
Molecule: messenger RNA, 1204 nt
Organism: Neodiprion fabricii
Lineage: Eukaryota; Metazoa; Arthropoda; Insecta; Hymenoptera; Diprionidae
Product: pancreatic triacylglycerol lipase-like
Exons: 4
Coding region: 40-1089 (349 amino acids)
Biological process (GO): lipid metabolic process
Molecular function (GO): lipase activity
Source: RefSeq, a predicted model, not a curated record